AUGACAGUUACAUACGAUACCCCGUCUCGGGCAAACCACACAUCAAUGGCGACCCUCGAGGACCGCUUCCAGGUCAUGAAGGAAGUUGGUGAUGGUAGUUUUGGUAGCGUGGCCGUGGCCCGUGUACGGACUGCGGGAUCCCAUAUCGCGCGCAGAGGAACCAUGGUUGCAAUCAAGACGAUGAAAAAGACCUUCGAUUCAUUACAGCCAUGUCUAGAACUUCGUGAAGUUAUCUUCCUUCGCACACUCCCCGUCCACCCUCACCUCGUCCCCGCUCUCGAUAUCUUCCUCGACCCUCUGUCCCGCAAACUGCAUAUUGCCAUGGAGUACAUGGAUGGCAACCUAUACCAGCUCAUGAAGGCUCGUGACCACAAGUACUUUGAAGGCAAGCAUGUCAAGAGCAUUCUUUACCAGAUCUUGUCUGGGUUAGAGCAUAUUCAUGCCCACCACUUCUUCCACCGCGACAUCAAACCCGAGAAUAUCCUCGUGUCUACCUCUGCUUCCAACGACUCUCCCUUUAGCCGCUACUCAACCCUCGUUACUCCUCCAUCCUCCCCUCCUACUUAUACUGUGAAGAUUGCCGACUUUGGUCUCGCCCGUGAGACUCACUCGAAACAGCCUUAUACUACUUACGUCUCGACCCGUUGGUACCGGGCACCCGAAGUACUCCUGCGGGCCGGAGAAUACUCAGCCCCUGUUGAUAUGUGGGCGGUUGGUGCCAUGGCUGUUGAGAUCGCGACCUUAAAGCCACUGUUCCCUGGAGGAAACGAGGUGGAUCAAGUAUGGCGCGUUUGUGAGAUUAUGGGAAGCCCUGGCAACUGGUACAGUAAGUCGGGCGCGAAGAUUGGCGGUGGUGAAUGGCGCGACGGUUCGCGCUUGGCUCAGAAGCUGGGUUUCCAGUUCCCCAAAAUGGCACCCCACUCGAUGGACAGCGUCCUGAACCCAUCUAUUUGGCCCGCUGCCCUGAGUGAAUUUGUCACCUGGUGUUUGAUGUGGGACCCCAAGAACCGACCAACCUGCAGCCAAGCCAUGAACCAUGAGUACUUUGUCGAUGCGGUCGAUCCCAUGCGACCCAAGUCCUCAACGUCCUCGCGACUGCUUGGUCGUAAACAAUCCGAGAAAAGCUUCAAGUCUCCCACACUCACCCCGAACGAUUCCCCUACUCUCUCUACCAAGCCUUCCUGGUUCCGCCGAUCACUUAUUGGACGCUCUGACAGCCCAGUUCCUGGCGCUGAAGCCGAGAGCCCGGCCAGACCUGCCCCUGUCACCUACAACACGAACCCCGAGGUACCACCAGUCAACAAGGCACGCCCCGCCAACACUAAGCGCGCGACGUGGGCAAAUGGUGCCCCUAUGCCCAUUCUUCCCUCCAUCCGCCCCGUGUCUCCUCUUUCAAACUCUGUCACCGCUCAAGCCAAUACAACUGUGGCACACAGCGAGGCUGCGAAGUUUGCUGAGACUGAGGCUGCUAAGAACAAGAAGAUUGGCCGCCAAUUGUCUGUUAACUCGAACGGCAAUCACUACUCUGAUGCCCACCGCCAGGAGGCUGAGCGGAUGCUGAACGGUUCUGGAAACACUACGCCGACUACCAAGGAAAGCUUCUUCUCGCACCUACGUAAACGUGCUCGUCGACUUUCAGGUCGCAACCAGAACGCCGCGCCCGAGGAUAUCGAAGCCAACGCUGGUUGCAUUCCCUGGUCAAAUCGCUCCUCCAUGGCUCUUGAUGGGUCCAACCCCGCAGACCCAAAGGCGAACUCCGAUCUGACUGAUCUGGACAAGGCCUUGCAGAGUGUCAAAUACUCCCUGGACACGUCCACACUAAGCAAUGUUCCAGUACAUCUCUCUGGAGCUGAUGGAAAUGUGACCAAGCGGCAAUCAAUGCCCACCAGCAACCCGGCCCCAAUCUCCAGCAGGACACGACGUGCCAUGCAGAUGACAAGCCACCCAGUUCACCGCUAUGAGACACCCGAGGAAGAGGAUGAGCUUUUAGACGAGGUGCUCCACUCUGCCAGCAAGGCGGCGCGACGCCUCGCGCAGACCCAAUCAAUGUCUGCUGGGGUACACCGCCAGACGGAUAACUCGCGUGCCUUACCGAGCCCGUAUCCCACUCCUUCUCCCACGGCCAAGGCCGAUGGCUACUUUGAGACUCCUGUGAAACACCACACCAACAAGGCGGACCCUAACUCCAACCGCCAGUGGCCAACACCCCCCCUAUGA
This is a messenger RNA of Penicillium waksmanii, 2217 nucleotides long. Its product is annotated as serine/threonine-protein kinase. Gene Ontology annotation, cellular component: cytoplasm; nucleus. The coding region runs from base 1 to 2217 and encodes 738 amino acids. Lineage: Eukaryota; Fungi; Ascomycota; Eurotiomycetes; Eurotiales; Aspergillaceae. The transcript is spliced from 2 exons. The record is from RefSeq and is a predicted model, not a curated record. Gene Ontology annotation, biological process: intracellular signal transduction; protein phosphorylation. Gene Ontology annotation, molecular function: ATP binding; protein serine/threonine kinase activity.